Molecule: messenger RNA, 1443 nt
Organism: Triticum turgidum subsp. durum (durum wheat)
Lineage: Eukaryota; Viridiplantae; Streptophyta; Magnoliopsida; Poales; Poaceae
Source: the annotation of a GenBank genome assembly
AUGCCCGUCAAGCUUCUCCGGACGCCCACCGCCGGGCGACGCCACCACUUGCUGGUGCUGCACCUCGUUCCCGGCCUCCUGCUUGUGCUGCUCUCGUGCUCGUGCUCGGCGUCGGCGUCGGCGUCGACGGUGGUCACCCACCUGCCAGGAUUCGAUGGCCCUCUCCCCUUCUACCUCGAAACCGGAUACGUUGGCGUGGAGGAGGAGACCGGGACGGAGCUCUUCUACUACUUCGUCGAGUCGGAGAGGAGCCCCGGCACGGACCCCGUCAUCCUGUGGCUCACCGGCGGGCCUCGCUGCUCGGGCUUCAGCGGCUUCGCCUUCGAAGUUGGUCCCGUGAAGUAUGUGCUAGCGCCGUACACUGGAGUUUUGCCGCGGCUGGUACAGAACCCGCUGUCAUGGACCAAGAUGGCGAGCAUCAUCUUCCUCGAUUCGCCGGUCUGCUCGGGCUUCUCGUAUGCUCGUGACCCCAAAGGCUGCGACGUCGGAGACUACUCGUCGUCUCUGCAAGUCCAAAGAUUCCUGAACAAGUGGUUCACUCAUCACCCGCAGUACCUUUCAAAUCCUUUCUACCUUGGAGGAGAUUCAUACGCCGGAAAGGUGAUUCCACUUAUUGCAACAUACAUUUCACAAGGAACUGAAAAAAGGGAGCAGCCUCUCAUUAAUCUCAAGGGCUAUUUGGUCGGCAAUCCUAUAACAGACCCAAAGUUCGAUAGAAAUUUCCGAGUACAAGGUGCUCAUGGCUUUGGGAUAAUAUCUGACCAAAUAUAUGAGGCUGCAAUGAAAAACUGCAAAGGAAAUUAUGUAAUCCCCGAGAAUCAACUGUGUGCUGAGGUGCUAGAAACUGUAGACAGUCUCAUCUCUGAAAUCGCAGACGGGCACGUCUUGUACAAAAAAUGUGUCGUCGCCACGCCAAAGCCCAUAGAUGAUGCUACAAGAAGAAAAUUUCUGCUAGAAGAAUCAAUCAAGCCAAAUGAAGCGCCCGGUCGACCUACCGUCGAUUGUUUUACAUACGGUUACUACCUGGCAUACUUUUGGAUGAACAACAAGAUGACUAGAGAUGCUCUCGGUAUCAAGGGGGGAACAGUUAGUGAGUGGGUGAGAUGCAAAAAAGAACUCCCCUACACACAGGACAUGCCAAGCAGCAUACCGUAUCAUCUUAAUCUCACCAAGAGAGGCUACCGUGCACUCGUGUACAGCGGAGACCAUGAUCUCCAGGUGCCUCACCUCAGCACGCAGGCAUGGAUAAGAUCCUUGAACUUCUCCAUCGUCGAUGAUUGGAGGGCAUGGCAUCUAGGCGGCCAGGCUGCAGGAUUUACCAUCUCAUAUGCGAACAAUUUGACAUUUGCAACAAUAAAGGGUGGUGGUCAUACUGCUCCAGAGUACCGGCCUGAAGAAUGCUUUGCCAUGGCCCGAAGGUGGCUUGACAACAAGCAACUCUAA